UGGUCGAGGUUUAGAGCGCCAGGCGCCACAGCUCCUUCUUUUCUCGAAGCCCUUCAACACCCCGACUUUGAAUCUCCGUGUCGUGCCUUGUCGCGGUCUGUGUGGCCCCCGAGGCCAGGGAGAACUAUUUUUUCGGCGGCUUGUUGACAAGCAGUGCUUCGGUCUCCCUCAAACAUGGCCACCAUGAUGGAGCGAAGGCGACAACUUUAAAAUUUACCUUUUCAAAGAGAAAAAAAGCGUCGCGUCUGCGACUAGGAAAGACGCUCGGAGCCGACACGACGCCGGCGCGUGUUUGUUUGCUUGUUUUCCUCGCCGUGUGAAGUUUCACUUGGGCCGAGAGCUUCGCUUUAAGUUGACGGAGCGCCGAAGAGCGAACGGCGGCGGCCAGAGGAUUGCAUCCAUGUCGUCAGCGCUCCUCGUUUUGUUUGUGCUUUAAGCGUCCUCGUCGUGGAAGUUAACAAACUAUCCGGGGAAAUGGAUCUGUUUUACGAAGUGUUCAUCGAAGACUAAUCCGUACUCUUGGAAUAUCUUGUGCUUUUUCUUUUUCUUCCUUACUUGCUGCCAUUUACUCCGAGAGGAAGAAAGAAACGCGAUCGGAUCCGAUUAAAGGGAAGCGGCAGAGUGGCCUCGCGGUUUGGAGCCCGGCUUCGCACUUGGAUUGCGGGAUUUUAUCGCCUUAAACGGUGCCUUUGGGAAUACAGUUUGCUGUGUUUGCGACGCUUUUCAGAUUUCAUUUUUGUGGCAGCGACUGGGGAGUGAACACCCAAACCCCCCCUUCCCACCUCGGCUGCCCAGCACUGCUCCAUCCCAAAUUGCAGAUUAAAUCGGGUUGUGUUCCGCGGACGACAGUAAAGGUCAUGAAGGAAACAAUUCCAGGCUUUUAGGGCUGAAAAGAAUGUCAUCAGAGGACAAGACUCUGGAGCCCUCUGACCACGGACCCUCACCAGCUCCAGGCAGCACAGCGGCCACCCCUGUGGGCAGCCCAGCCACCACAGACAAGCGGCCGAGAGGAAGGCCUCGCAAAGAUGGCAUCGCCGUACUACAGAAGACCCGAAAGAAGUGUCGCAGUCGAGGCAAGGCGGCUCUGGACGAUGAAGACAGCAUGGACAGCGUGGGACCAGCAGAAGCAGACCCCGUGCUGGAGCCAGCAGGCAAGUCGGACACACAAACGCAGCCUGUGGACAGAAUGCCCAGCCCAUGUGCCGAGAGGACCAAGGAGGAGCCUCUGCCGCCUCUGCCACUUGAGCCUGCCGGCGAAGAAAUGAGAAGCAGCGAGCCGCUCUGUGCCUUCUGCUACUGUGGUGAGCGGAGUCUUCUGGGUCAGGGAGAACUGAAACGCUUCGGCCCCACUCCUGGUUACGCAGAGGGCACCCGGCCCAGGAGGGGGACAGGGCAGCAGAAGGAUGAAGAUGGCGACGGCAGCCUCCGAUGCAGAGUGAAGGAGCAGAGCAACACUGUGCUGAGCACCGAGACACCUUUUGACGAGCAGACCGGCCUUUUUUUAGAAGAGUUCGGCCAGGUCGGCCUCCCAGAUGACAUUGACGUCUCACUCUUGUUGGAGUCCUCGGGACACUGCUGGGCCCACCAGUCUUGUGCCAUCUGGUCACAUGGAGUCUGCCAGCAGCAGGAAGUUUUGCGUAAUGUGGACAAAGCAGUCGACUCAGGGAGCACAAAGCACUGUACAUACUGCAAGCGCCUUGGAGCCACCAUCAGAUGCUGUGAAGAGAUCUGCCAUCGCUGGUACCACUAUCCAUGUGCGGCCGCAGCAGGAACCUUUCAGGACAUUCAGAGCCACUGUCUUCUCUGCCCGGAGCACAUUGAGCAGGCUGUCGAUAAAGGCGAGUCCCGCUUUGCUCAGGCCUUGGUGUGCCAGCUCACCGGGUGCCUCGGUUUUUUUUUUUUUUUUUUUUUUUUUUUAGCAGUGCCACUUUACUGUCGUAACGCUUGUGUUUUCUUUCCCGUCCUUCCUUCAACAGCACGCGAGGGAGCCAACUGUGCUGUCUGUGACAGUGCAGGUGACCUGCUGGACCAGCUCUUCUGCACCAGCUGUGGGCAGCAUUACCAUGGGUUAUGUUUGGAUAUUGCAGUGACCCCUUUGAAGCGGGCAGGAUGGCAGUGCCCCGACUGUAAGAUCUGCCAGACGUGCAGAAACCCAGGAGAAGACAGCAAGAUGCUAGUGUGUGACACGUGUGACAAGGGCUACCACACGUUCUGCUUGCAGCCUGUGAUGGACUCCAUACCCACCAAUGGUUGGAGAUGUAAAAAGUGCAGAGUGUGCGAGCAAUGUGGCACGCGGAGCAGCCCCCAGUGGCACCACAACUCCUUACUGUGUGACAACUGCUACCAGCAGACCGAUGACAGCCUGGCCUGCCUUCUGUGUGGGAAGCCCGUCCACGUCGCCCUGCAGAAGGACAUGAUGUGUUGUCAGAUGUGUAAAAGGUGGAUCCAUCUGGAAUGUGAGAAGCCUGCUGAGGACGAGACGUUCGGGAGUGAGAGAGAGCAUUACGUGUGUCCCCUCUGUAAGCCGGCAGACCCACAGGUGGCACAGGUGGAAGGCAGUAGUGAGCUGCCAGGAGCUGAAGGACUGGACCUGAAAGAAAGUGAAAGUGAAGCCAUUAAAGAGGAGAUGACAACCGAAGCCACGAGCAGUGAGGUGAAGGCCCAGCUGCCAGAAGCGUUGGCUGCGUCCCCCACUGAUGUUGCACAAGACGAGGCAGCCAUCCCUGAACGGACCUCACAUACCGCACUUCUGUCUGCAGAGCUUUGUGAUCCCAAGGGGCAGGAAAGCGACAAUCUGGCUGAGGCCCCCAGCUGCCAGUCACAGCAGCAGCAGAAGGAGGAGGAGAAAGUGAGCGGUUUGCCCGAGGAAGGCCUGGCUGAAGGUAGCGGCACUGCAGAGGCAGCUGGCCCACAGCCCAUGGAUGUGUGUGUCCCCACGGAAUUGAAGCCUCCCGACACGGCUGUUGUGAAGGGGGAAGCUGAAGAAGAGGAGGAGGAGGACGAUGAGGAAGAUGAGGAUGAUGAACAGGAUGUAGCAGUCUCUGAAAUGGACAGUACCCCAGCGAGUGAGAGAAGCUUUUCAGAACUGAGCUCUCCAGCAGAGAAGCGUUCUCCCGACAGCAAAUUGGUGGCAUCUCCGGCGAUGCUGGGGCCCAUUGUCCCACCUCCCUUCAUCCCGGUCCCUCCUAAGAUUGGUAUGGGGAAACCAGCCAUCACCAAGAGGAAGUUCUCUCCUGGCAGGCCAAGGAUCAGACAGGGAGCUUGGAAUACCCAUAACCUUGUGAGUUCGCCUUUAUGGUCACCGGAGCGAUGCGAAGGGUGGGACACCCCCAGGUCACGGCAGCCUUCGGCCAGCAACAUGUGGAGCAUCAAAGUGGGACGCGGCUCGGGGUUUCCUGGAAAGCGCAGGCCGAGAGGGGCCAAUCUGUCUGGAAGAGGGGGACGAGGCCGGGCAAAGUUAAAGAAUGGAAUCGGCGCCAUCCUAGCGCCAGGGGUGGGCCUGCUGGACAUGUCAUCAGUCAAGGACGAAGAAGAAAACUCGAUGCACAACACAGUGGUGCUUUUCUCGAACAGUGACCGAUUCACUCUGAAACAGGACAUGUGCGUGGUUUGUGGAAGUUUUGGCCGAGGUGCAGAGGGCCGCUUGCUGGCAUGUUCACAGUGUGGCCAGUGUUACCACCCGUACUGCGUCAGUAUUAAGAUCACCAAGGUAGUGCUGAGUAAAGGUUGGCGAUGCCUGGAAUGCACGGUGUGUGAGGCUUGUGGCAAAGCCACAGACCCGGGGCGACUCCUGCUCUGCGAUGACUGCGACAUCAGCUACCACACUUACUGCCUGGAGCCUCCCCUGCAGACGGUGCCCAAAGGUGGCUGGAAGUGCAAAUGGUGCGUCUCCUGCACACACUGUGGUGCCACAUCUCCGGGGCCAAGGUGCGAGUGGCAAAACAACUACACGCAAUGUGCACCCUGUGCCAGCUUGGCCACCUGCCCAGUCUGUUGCCGCAAUUAUCGGGAGGAUGAACUGAUUGUGCAGUGCCAGCAGUGUAACAGGUGGAUUCAUGCCUGCUGCGAGAACCUAAACAGUGAAGAAGAGGUGGAGGCCAUUGCUGACAUCAGCUUUGACUGCACUAUGUGCCGAAAUUUCAACGUCCAGGCUCAUGGGCAGAUCCAAGAGAUGAUGGAGUCCUCGCUGACUGCCCAGAUGGUCGCCAAACUAAAAGAACAGCAAGAGCUGUCGCGGACGUACACCCAGGAUGGCGUUUGUUUGACAGAGUCGGGACUGACGCAGCUCCAGAGUCUGACAGCGGCGAUGCCACGACGAAAACGCCCAAAGCCCAAGCUCAAGCUGAAGAUCAUAAACCAGAACAGUGUGGCGGUGUUGCAGACUCCUCCAGAGCUUCAGUCUGAGCACUCGAGAGAUGGAGACGUGGAUGAUAGCCGAGAAGGAGAGCUCUUGGACUGUGACGGAAAAUCCGAGUCAAGCCCUGAGAGAGAGCCUGCUGAUGAUGACGCUAAGGGCACGGAGGGUGUUGAUGGGGUCAAGAAGAGAAAGAGGAAGCCAUACCGACCCGGCAUUGGGGGGUUUAUGGUUCGCCAGAGGAGUCGCACUGGCCAGGGGAAGGCAAAGCGGCCGCUCUUCAGGAAGGACUCAUCUGGCUCAGUGUCUGAACAGCUAGUGGGCAAAGACGAAGCCUGGAACGAGACGUUGCCUGAUAUGCCAGGUGAUGAACUGCUGCCCGGGUCAGAAUGCCUAGAGAAGACAAAAAAGCGGUACCGUAAAAAGAAGAACAAACUGGAGGAGACAUUCCCGGCCUAUCUGCAGGAAGCUUUCUUUGGUAAAGACUUGUUGGACACAAGUCGUCAAAUCCGGUUGAGUCUGGAUGCCUUGUCAGAUGAGGAUCCAAAUCACAUGGACAAGAAGAUGGCAGGGGUCAAUCCCAACUUCCUCGAUCCCUCUUCAGACCCUUUACUAAGUUCUGCCACCACAUCCGUUUCAGCAAGGCAGCAGUCCCGAGUGAAUUCUGCGGAACCCCUGGUAGACCUGUCCGAAGUGCUCACGACAGACGACGACCUCCUUGGAAUCCUAUCUGACGAGCUGUGCAAGCCCUCUGCGGAUUCAGGUCUUGAUUUAUGCCCUUUCCAUGUUGGCAACUCGCCCUCCCCAUUUGCUGCUUUGGAUAUGGGCACCGUCCCAGAAGAGCCCCAGUCUACAGCCCAGCAGAGUGCCCAACGUGUCGUGCGGCCCCUGACUGACGAGCCUCUGGAUGGGAUUCUCAGCCCGGAGCUGGACAAGAUGGUGACCGAUGGUGCAAUUUUGAGCAAGCUCUACAAAAUCCCAGAGCUUGAAGGCAAGGAUGUUGAGGAGCUGUUCACUGCGGUGCUGAGUCCGACUGCCAGUCUGCACGCCCAGCCACCUCCUUCCACCCCACUGGCUCCUGCGCUGCCAUUGCAUGGCCAAGGAGAUGCUUUGUUCCCCAGAGCGCCUGACAUGAACGGUCUGAUUCCACAUUUCCCGGUGGCAACCAUCAACCCGCCAGGGGCCUGCAUUCCCAACAACUUUGCUCACAUGCAUCGGCUUCCUUACCCCGAUUCUGGCAGGGACAAAAAGCUUCCGUUUAAUCAGCUGGUCAGUGAGCCCAUGAGCACUUGGACAGCCCCGGCCGUGGCCGACGGAGAGACGGACAACAUGUCCAAUGCCCAGAGGAGCACGCUGAAAUGGGAGAAGGAAGAGACGCUGGGCGACAUGGCCACUGUGGCGCCAGUUCUGUACACCAACAUCAACUACCCAAACCUUAAAGAGGAAUUCCCAGAGUGGUCCACGCGAGUCAAGCAGAUCGCCAAGCUCUGGAGGAAAGCCAGCUCCCAAGAUAGAGCCCCUUACGUGCAAAAGGCCAGAGACAACCGGGCAGCACUGCGCAUCAACAAGGUCCAGCUGUCCAAUGACUCCCUGAAGAGGCAGCACCAGCACCAGGAGCUCGUCGAUCCUGGCCUGCACAUCGACUCGGAGCUGCUCCUCAAAGACCCCCAGAAGCACAAAGAGUCGGAGCACGAGCAGGAGUGGAAGUUCAGACAGCAAAUGAGGCAGAAGAGCAAACAGCAGGCUAAGAUCGAAGCCACCCAGAAACUGGAGCAGGUGAAGAGCGAGCAGCAGCAGCAACUUCAGCAGCAGCAGCAGCAGCAACAGCUGCCCACGGUGGGCAGUGAGGCCCCCAGCAGUGGCCACCAGAGCCCCCUCACUCCGCAGCCAAACAAUGGGAGCCUGUCACCAGCUCAGCCAGUGCUCUCCAAAGACGGCUUUGCCCACCCUCAGCUCUGCACCACCCCCACGCCGGCUGCGCCCCCCGAUGAUGUUUUCCUGCGGCCCCAGGCUCCCCCCCCCACGCCUACCCGGGUGCCAGCCCAGGACUCCUUCUCGCAGCCCCCGUCACCUCACGUGUUUUCACCCGGCAACUCCUCCGGUUCGAGGCCCGCAUCGCCUUGGGAUCCCUACGCCAAGAUGGUGGGAACCCCAAGACCACCUCCUGCUGGGCCUGCCCCCCCAAGGAGGAGCUCCGUGGACCGCUGCACACCUCCAUCAGCUGCUGAAAGAGGCCGACCGUCCCCGGCCCACGACUCCUUUGGGUCGCCGACACCUUUAGGUGGCGAGAUGUACGCCAAGCCCCCCGACACCCCCAGACCAACAGGGGCACCGAUGAGGGGAAGUGUUGGCGUCGAGAAUGCCGGCGAUGCGUCGAGCAGGAAAUCGAUGUACAACCGCGUGCCUCAGCCCAGGAUGAUCCUGUCGGACCCCUACAGCCGCCCACUGCUGGCCUCCAUUCCGGGAAGCAACGAGUCUGGAAGCGACGCUCUGUUUAAAGCUCCUCGGCCCCCACUGGUGUCCCAGGACCCUUCGGGCCCCAGAAGUCUGCUCACACCCCUCGGGCAGCAGAACGACCUGUGUGGACCUCGGCCCUCGGUGGGGGAACAGUUUCCUCAGGCCCCCCGGGUCCUACGCCAGCCCCCAGGAGAGCCCUUUUCCCAGCCCCGAGCCGCACAUGACCCUUAUGCCCGCCCCCCUGGCACUCCGCGACCCAUUUCCGAUUUGUAUUCCCAGUCUCCGUCUGCUUCUAGGCCAUCUUCCUUUGACCCAUAUGCUCAGAUGCCACCCACAUCCAGAGCACCCAGCAUGCUUGCUGCUGACCCUUACUCGCAGCCACCCGGGACCCCCCGGCCAAUACAAAGUGACCCUUACUCGCAGCCACCCGGGACCCCCCGGCCAAUACAAAGUGACCCUUACUCCCAGCCACCCGGGACCCCUCGGCCAGUACAAAAUGACCCUUACUCGCAGCCACCCGGGACCCCCCGGCCAAUACAAAGUGACCCUUACUUGCAGCCACCCGGGACCCCCCGACCAGUACAAAAUGACCCUUACUCCCAGCCACCCGGGACCCCCCGGCCAGUACAAAAUGACCCUUACUCGCAGCCACCCGGGACCCCCCGGCCAAUACAAAGUGACCCUUACUUGCAGCCACCCGGGACCCCCCGACCAGUACAAAAUGACCCUUACUCCCAGCCACCCGGGACCCCCCGACCAGUACAAAAUGACCCUUACUCCCAGCCGCCCGGGACCCCCCGACCAGUGCACAAUGACCCUUACUCUCUGCCGCCUGGCACACCCCAACCUCACCCGCCUCUAAGACCAGUGUUAGGGGACAGAUUUAGCGAGUCUUCGGCCGGAGCCAGGAGCUCGGACCCUUACUCACAGCCCCCUGGAACGCCCAGACCGGUGGCAGGCGAGCCCUACUCUCAUCCUCCCCGAGCACCCCGUUCCAUGCCAAAUGACCCUUAUGCCCAGCCCCCUGGGACCCCGCGACCUGUUGCGUGUGAGGCUUUCGCCAGGCCAGUGGCCACACGACCUGGGCUGGUACCAAAUCAGGAUUCCUUCUCGGCAGCAGCCCAAAGCAGAGGGGUGGGCAUUCAAGACGGGUUCCCGCAGGCUCCUGACGCCUGCCCGCCAGUACUCAAAGUGCCCGGCAAGUGUGACGAGCCAUUCUCAAACCACGACCCUUAUGAGCAGCAGCCGAUGACCCCUCGACCCACACCUCCUGGGCGCUUGCCCACAGAUGCUGAACUGCCAGCUGCCAGCCAGGUGGGAAGCUUUGUUGCACCCUCCGCACAGAAGAUGCCCCAGACAUUGAGUGAGACCCCGCCAGCCGAAAACGAAGAGAGGCUACGCCAGCGACUUCGGGAGCUCAUCCUCCGGCAGCAGCAGCACAAGAUCGCCGUCCGCCAAGAGAAAGGACUUCAAGAUGCAGCGAUGCCCCUGGCACCGGGGACCCCUCACCAUUGGUCACAAGGCGACUCGGGUUGUCAGGAGGACCUCUUCAACCGCCCUCCGCCCCCGUACCCCGGGACGAUGAGAGGCACCCCCAGGUUUCUGGGGUCAUUCGCCAGCGAUCAGAACGGCUCGUUUCCUGCAGAGGGUCACUUUGGUAGGCCCCCAUAUCCGGGAGAUGUGAGACCCCAUGGAGCGAGGUUUGGGUUCCCACCCGGACCAAUGGCUGGACAAGAGCGCUUCCUCGGCCCCCCCCUUCCCGUUCCCGGCCAGAUGCACGGCCUCCCGCAGCAGCUCCGGAGGUCCGUCUCCAUGGAUGCUUCUAGGCACGCGCUCCCCAAGCACUUCCCUCCUCAGGCCAUUCAGAUGGCACAGCACAACAUCAUGGGGCAGCCCUUCAUAGAACUGCGCCACCGGCCACCAGAGAGCAGGUUCCGCCUUCCUUUUGGGCCUCCCGUCAUGGAACCUCCUCCGCGAGGCAGCUGUGCGCCCGAACAGCAGGUGGGCUUCCCGGGAAAUGCGGUGAUGGCUGGCCCGAUGCCCCCAGCGGCCCCCCAGGUCCCGCUGGUGCGCUCGGUGAGUAAUCCUGCCGGCGCCGAGCGAUUCCGAGUGCCUGUCCACCCUGGAGAGGACCUUCCCGGGGCCGCCCGGCACGUCCCCGAAGAGAAACUGGAGGCAGACGAUUCGGCCGUGAAAGAUCUGGAAGAUGUGGAAGUGAAAGACCUGGACGAUGCCGACCUUGAUACUCUCAACCUGGAGGACGGGAAGGGGGACGAUUUGGACCUGGAAGCCAAUGAUCUGCACCUGGACGAUUUGCUGCAGUCUGGCAAGUUUGACAUCAUCGCUUACACGGACCCGGAGCUCAACUUGGAGGACAAGAAGGACAUGUUCAACGAGGAGCUGGAGCUCAGCGACCACACGGAGGAGCGCACCGAGUCUGCAGGCGAGGGACCUAGCGGACCGUCCCCAGGGAAGCAGCAGUCUGAUGUCAAGUCGGAAUGCGUCGAGGAGCUCUGCUCUGAAGUGGCGCCCGCCGAUGACGGUGCGGGUUUGGUGGCCACCAACUGCCAGGAUGGCUCUGCAGAGCAGCCUAGGCUUCCCAAGCCCUCUGAAGACCUCCCAGAUCUGCUAACGACAGAGACGGAGGAUGGCACCGCCGCCUUGGGGCCAUUGAGGUCCCCGCCUGCCCAAGCGGCCGAUGUGCCCGCCAGUUGCGGCGCCAUGGAGCAGACAGUCGGCCACGAGGUGCAGCCCCAGUUCGUGUCGGCUCACGCGUUCGUGGAGCCCGGCCUGACGGCUCAGCCACCGGCCGUCUUUCCUCUGCCAAGCAAGGAGCGGCCCCUGCUGCUGGACGAGCAGCCAUUGCUCCUGCAGGACCUGCUGGACCAGGAGCGGCAGGAGCAGCAGCAGCAGCGGCAGAUGCAGGCCAUGAUACGGCAGAGGUCGAGCGACUCCUUCUUCCCAAACAUCGAUUUUGACGCCAUUACGGACCCCAUAAUGAAGGCGAAGAUGGUGGCCCUGAACGGAAUAAAUAAAGUUAUGGUGCAAACCAACAUGGUCAUGCCGUCGAUGAUAAACAGGUUCCCAUUUGUGGGACAGCAGCCUGGAGGACAUGGGGGCGACAGAGCUGUGAUCCCCCCACAAGCUGUUGGACCGGAUGGCAAGUUGGCACCACAGAUGGCAAGACCCAAUCCUCCAAGUUUCGGCCCCGGCUUUGCGGACGAUGCCCAGAAGCACAAGUAUGAAGAAUGGCUGCAGGACACUCAGCAGCUGCUCCAGAUGCAGCAGAAGUUUCUGGAAGAGCAGAUUGGCGCGCACAGGAAGUCCAAAAAGGCCUUGUCGGCCAAACAGCGCACCGCCAGGAAAGCGGGCCGAGAAUUCCCCGAAGAGGACGCCGAGCAGCUGAAGCACGUCACCGAGCAGCAGAGCCUGGUGCAGAAGCAGCUCGAACAGAUCCGGAAGCAGCAGAAGGAGCACACCGAGCUGAUCGAGGAAUACCGGAUCAAGCAACAGCAGCACUGUGCCGUGACGCCGUCCAUGAUGCACGCCGGGGGUCCCCCGGGGGCCGUCGAUCAGCAAGCCGCCUUCCCCUUCCAGCCGCAGCAACACCCCCCUCCUAGAAUGCUGGGAUGGCCGCCGGUCCGGAUGCAGUCUCCGAUGCCUCAGCCUGUCCCAGCCGCCGGUGCUCUGCCCGUGCCCGCCAACGGCGCCCCCCACGUCAAGUUCGACGACAACAACCCCUUCAGCGAAGGCUUCCAGGAGCGAGAGCGCAAAGAGCGCCUGCGGGAGCAGCAGGAGAGGCAGCGCGUCCAGCUCAUGCAAGAGGUGGAGCGCCAGAGGGUCCUGCAGCAGCAGCUGGAGCAGCCGGGGCUCGGCGGGCCGCAGAUGACCAACCGGGGGGCCGCCCUGGCACGCGUGCCCUUCUUCGCGUCGGAGCUGCCCCAGGACUUCCUGCAACCCCAGAGGCCGCCGCCCAUGGGUCAGGUGUUCCCUCCGCAGCACGGCUUCAUCGGCGCGCCACACUUCAUGCAGGGGGGCGAGCGGCGGCCGUCGUUUGCUCAAGAGGUGCACCCCCCCGGGCCCGGUUUUCACUCCGUGAGCCACGCGCUCCAGUGCCCUCCGAGGACCCCAGCGAGUGGCGACGGAGCUCCGUUUGCCACAGAGCCCGCCACGCUCCUCCCGCCGAACUAUCCCGGACCCGGCCAGUCCCUCAUCCAGCUCUACUCCAACAUCAUCCCUGAAGAGAAAGGAAAGAAGAAGAGGAGCCGCAAGAAGAAAAAGGAGGAGGACGCCGAGUCCGUCCAGACCCCCUCCACCCCUCACUCGGACCCGGCGGCCCCCCUGACCCCCAGCGUGUCGGACCCGGCGUCCACGCCCACCCGCAGCCUGUUGCCUCACGGCGAGCAGGAGCCGCAGCCGGCCGCCAGCGGUCCGCCUCCGUCCGAGCUCGAGCGCCAGCUGUCCGGGAGCAGCAACAGCAGCAGCGGCGGCGCGGGGACCCCCCUACCCCUGCCGGGGGCUCGCCAGGCCGCGGUGACCUCGGAAACGGACGAGCCAUCUAAGGAGUUGCGCAGAGUCAAGCUGGAGAAGGUGGAGUGCCAGGUGUCCGAGGAGCCGAUGGACGGGCCCCCCAUGGGCCCGGUCAAGAUGGAAGAAGCCAGAGACGGAGGGUCUUCACGUGAAAAGCCGGGGGCAAAGGUGGAGUCGGGGAACGAGCUGUUGAAGCACCUGCUGAAGAGCAAGAGCCUGGGCCAGCAUCAGCGGUCCGAGGAGAGCGGCCACUCGGGGGACGGCGCCGCCCUGCCAGCCCGGACCCUCGCCGAGCAAGCCGGGGACGAGACGCUCGCGGGCACAUUUGGGGUGGAUGCCCCUCGGCCGGCACCCGCCGAGCAGGACAAGAAGAAGCCGCGCAGCAAGCGAGUGCCCCGGACGGGUGACAAGUGCGCGUCACGCUCAAAGAAGAGGAAGAAGGACGAGGAGGAGCGCCAGGCGCUGUGCCCCAACACGGACGCACUGAUGACCCAGCUGAAGCAGCAACUUUCUCUGCUGCCACUAAUGGAGCCCAUCAUCAGCGUCAACUUGGCCCACUUCUCUCCCUACGGCAGCGGGCGGCUGAACGGCGAGAGCCGCCUGACUGGCACCUUCGGCAGCGCGUCGCUGGACGGGGUCUCCGACUACUACUCUCAGCUAAUUUACAAGCAGAACAACCUGAGCAACCCCCCGACGCCUCCCGCCUCACUGCCCCCCACGCCACCUCCAGGGGUCCGGCAGAAACUGGUCAAUGGCUUUGCCUCCACUGAAGAACUGGACAGUAAAGUGACCGUGAUGUCUGGACGUGAUGUCAGCAGAUGCCUGGGAGCCAAGCCACUUCAGAUGCCAUUUCGGCCCGAUGAGGACUUGCUGGCAAGAGCGAUGGCUCACGGCCCAAAGAUGGUGGACGUGCCCGCUUCUCUUCCAACUCCGCCCCACAAUAACCAGGAGGAGCUCAGAUGCCAUGAGGAGAAGGACUGCGAGGAGCCGGACCCCGUCGACAGCUUUGUGCCAUCCUCGUCACCCGAGAGUGUGGUGGGGAUGGAAGUCAGCAGGUACCCCGACUUGUCUUUGGUGAAAGAAGAACCUCCGGACCCCGCAGCCUCCCCGGUUAUCCCAAUGCUGCCGAGCUCCUGUGGCAAAGGCUCUGAGGUCCGAAACUGUGCUGUGAAGAUGGAGCCCCUUUAUGGCAGCCCCUACACCUCCACGCAGAGCUCCUCCAGGGACAGCUUGGUCUCCAUCGCCAUCACCCUGAACUCGGCGGCGGCAGAGAACAUCAGUGGCGUCGUGGCAGCGGUGGCCGAUUUCCUUCGAGUGAGCAUCCCCAACAGCUACGAAGUGAGCUGUGCCCCCGAGCGGGCAGACGGGCCGGCAUUGGGCAGCCUCAAGAUGCAGCAGCAGCACCAGGCCUACGGCGCCAGAGCCCCCUGCGCCGCCGGGCCCAACAAGUUGGUGUCACGAGCCUGCGUCUUGCAGCCAGAGAGCGGCUUUCAUGUGCCAGGCUCGCUUCUGAACGCGCGUCACUCUGUGAGAGGACACGGCGGCGGCGGCCCCAAGCCUCAGUGGUGCUGUCACUGCAAGGUGGUGGUCCUCGGGCAUGGGGUGCGCAAGGCCAUCAGGGACCUCCCCGGGAAACGAGAGGAGAAGUCGGAGGGCAGCCUGGUGUUCUGCAGCCACAACUGCAUGGCGUUGUUCUCGCAGCGGAGCCCCGACUUGAAGGAUGCCAUGCAGGUGUCCCCCGUUUGUUGUUUCAGGGAGCCCCCGGGCAAGGCGCCGCACCCCUACAGCAACCACACCUCGGCUCUGGAUGUCCACUGCCUGCCGCAGCUUCAGACCAAGGAGUCUCCGCCCAUCGCCUUCCCGCCGGCCGCGGCCGAGGUCAGAGCCGACGAGCUGAAGGUGACGGUGAAGCUGAAGCCGCGGCCGAGGACGGUGCCCGAUCCGGCCCGGCCCCUCGGCAAGAAGUGGAAGGGCGCGCGCUGGCGGAAGUGGAGCGUGCAGGUGGUCAUCCCCAAAGGCCACUUCGAGCUGCCCGGCGAGAGCGACGUCGACGAGCUGCUCAAGAGACUGUGCACCCCGCUGCGGCCCGAGCCCCCGCCCCGGGACCACCGCAAGUGCUGCUUCUGCCACGAGGAGGGCGACGGCACCACCGACGGGCCCGCCCGCUUGCUCAACCUCGACCUGGACGUCUGGGUGCACCUCAACUGCGCCCUGUGGUCCACGGAGGUGUACGAGACGCAGGCGGGCGCGCUGAUGAACGUGGAGCUGGCCCUGCGGCGCGGCCUGGCCGUCAAGUGCGUCUUCUGUCACAAGAUGGGCGCCACGGGCGGCUGCCACCGCCUGCGCUGCACCAACAUUUACCACUUCACGUGCGCCCUCAAGGCCCAGUGCAUGUUCUUCAAGGACAAGACCAUGCUGUGCCACAUGCACAAGCCGCGGGGGCUGCACGAGCAGGAGCUGCGCUACUUCGCCGUCUUCCGGCGGGUCUACGUGCAGCGCGAUGAGGUGCGCCAGAUCGCCAGCAUCGUGCAGCGGGGCGAGCGGGACCACACCUUCCGCGUGGGCAGCCUCAUCUUCCACUCGCUCGGCCAGCUGCUCCCCCAGCAGCUGCGGGCCUUCCACAGCGCCUGUGCCAUCUUCCCGGUGGGCUACGAGGCCAGCCGCAUCUACUGGAGCACCCGGCACAGCAAUCGCCGCUGCCGCUACCUCUGCGCCAUCGACGAGAAGGAGGGUCUGCCCGAGUUCAGCCUGCGGGUGGUCGAGCAGGGCUACGAGGACCUGCUGCUGACAGACACGUCCCCCAAGGGCGUCUGGGACCAGGUCCUGCGGCGGGUGGCCGAGCUCCGGAGCCAGGUGGGCACGCUCAAGCUCUUCCCCGUCUACUUGAAAGGAGAGGACCUGUUUGGCCUGAGCGUGUCGGCUGUGACGAGGAUCAUCGAGUCGCUGCCAGGGGUGGAGGCCUGUGCCAAGUACACGUUCCGCUACGGGCGCAACCCUCUGAUGGAGCUGCCCCUGGCCAUCAACCCCACGGGGUGCGCGCGGUCGGAGCCCAGAGCCCCGUCCCAUGUCAAGAGGUUCGUGUUAAGGCCUCACACGCUCAACAGCAGCGGCACCUCCAAGUCCUUCCAGAGCACCGUGACGGGUGAGCUCAACGCGCCGUACAGCAAGCAGUUCGUCCACUCCAAGUCCUCGCAGUACCGCAAGAUGAAGGCCGAGUGGAAGUCCAACGUCUAUCUGGCUCGCUCCCGCAUCCAGGGCCUGGGCCUGUAUGCGGCGCGCGACAUCGAGAAGCACACCAUGGUCAUCGAGUACAUCGGGACCGUCCUUCGGAACGAAGUGGCCAACCGCAAGGAGAAGCUCUACGAGUCUCAGAAUCGCGGCGUCUACAUGUUCCGCAUCGACAACGCCCACGUCAUCGACGCCACGCUGACCGGAGGGCCGGCUAGGUACAUCAACCAUUCGUGUGCCCCCAACUGCGUGGCCGAAGGGGUGACCUUUGAAAAAGGCCAAAAAAUUAUCAUCAGCUCCACCCGGCGGAUUCAGAAAGGAGAGGAGCUUUGUUACGACUACAAGUUUGACUUUGAAGAUGACCAACACAAGAUCCCGUGUCACUGUGGAGCGGUCAACUGCCGCAAGUGGAUGAACUAGGGGGGCGCGCUCGCCCCCUCCCGGCCCCGGGGCCCACAUCCUAAGAGCACUUUUUGGUUUUUGUCGUUUUUUUGGGUGUUUGUUUUGUUUUUUUUUUUGGGUGGCACUACAGGGGAGGAGACGGGAUGGCGUCGGGCGCUAAUUUGAAUGUAGGAGAGAAAUCACCAGCCAGCGAACCGGGCAGACGGGGAGUGCUGGACACACAGCCUUACUCACUCACACUCACACACACACACACACACGCGAUGAAGGGGCGGGCCCUCUUGAAUCCAAACUCAGAAGCGUAGACACCACUGAACGAGGAAUGUACCGUACGCACGCACGCACGACUUCCUUAGGAGUACAGCUAAGGGAACGCAACUUGCACUAAACUCUUUUGAAAUACUUGAUUCCAUGAGUCAGUCCAUUGUAGAGUUUUCAUUUCUGUAUAUUAAGAGAGAAAUUUUUGUAUUUAUUAUCGGAGAAGUGAAUGAAGCUAUUUUUAAAAUGAAACCAGAAAGCCAAGCUGCUGCUGUGGCGGGCACAUUUAGCGAAGCGUCUUGUUACAUUUACGUGUACAAAGUGUAAAUAGCAGAGAAGCCGAUCGAUUGAUUGAUUGAUUGAUGAUUGAUAUCCUUGACCAAAUGCUACCUUCCUUACUUACCUGGCCGGCCGCUUUGUGGCUCUUCUCUCGUUGCUUUCUUUCCUUUUUCUUUGUGACGCGCGGGUGCCGAGUUGAGUGUGCGACGGACGCCUGUAGUAUUUGGUGGACUGGCCUGCUCACUUGGACUUGCGCCUCACUUUUCCUUUGUCUUCUUCUUCCCGUACGAUGAAUACUGUGAAGCGACGGCUCGGCUCGCGCGUGUGCUUGGACUCUCGAUGUUUACACUCGCACUCGCUGUGGACAAGUCAAUCGUGUAAAUAAAGAUUUAUUGACGCACACGUCUCUCCACACACAACUCUUUCUUUUUGGUCUCCUCUUGUAUGAAAUUCCAAACUCCCGCCAGUAUUUGUCCUGCAGGGUUUCCGUUUUUUCCUCUUUUUCUUUUCUUUCUUUCUGUCGUGUACAAUGCUGGUCUCUGAUCUUCUGAUCUCAUGUGGACUACAAAUGAAGCCUUUUGUUGUUUUGUUUUUUUCCUGAAGUAUCCAGAGUGUUAUGGAUUUUGGAAUUUGUGGAAACAGAUUUAGGAGCAUUUACAAAAAUAAAAUAUUUUACAAGUAA
Messenger RNA from Erpetoichthys calabaricus (reedfish), 16190 nucleotides. It is a transcript of the gene kmt2ca, whose product is annotated as lysine (K)-specific methyltransferase 2Ca. Gene Ontology annotation, molecular function: histone binding; transcription coactivator activity; histone H3K4 methyltransferase activity. Gene Ontology annotation, biological process: positive regulation of transcription by RNA polymerase II. Bases 896 to 14989 code for a protein of 4697 amino acids. NCBI's taxonomy places the organism in Eukaryota, Metazoa, Chordata, Cladistia, Polypteriformes, Polypteridae. The record is from RefSeq and is a predicted model, not a curated record. Gene Ontology annotation, cellular component: MLL3/4 complex; nucleus. The transcript is spliced from 60 exons.